This is a messenger RNA of Paramecium sonneborni, 342 nucleotides long. The record is from the annotation of a GenBank genome assembly. Lineage: Eukaryota; Ciliophora; Oligohymenophorea; Peniculida; Parameciidae.
AUGUUGAUUACUUCUGCAAGUUUAUUUUUUACAGAUAAAAUUCAUGAUCCAAAUAGACCUAUGGAUAUAAGUAUUGAAUUAUUAGAAUGCGCAAAUGAUUUGGAUGAACGAACAUACUUUGCUUUUGAUGAUCUAAUUAGAAAAGGAUAAGAAUUGAAAACUUUAGAUGUCUCUUCUUAUUGUGCCAUAGGACAUCUGUUGGCUAGCAUUAAUUAAAGUGAGUUUUCAUAAACAGCUUUUUAUUUUGCUCAUCUAAAAAACCAUAAAGAAAUUAGAGCUAAUUCUGAUUUACAAUUUGAAACAGUCACAAAAUCAAAAUCAGGAGGAGCAGAAGGAUAAUGA